Molecule: messenger RNA, 288 nt
Organism: Paramecium tetraurelia
Lineage: Eukaryota; Ciliophora; Oligohymenophorea; Peniculida; Parameciidae
Exons: 2
Biological process (GO): glutathione biosynthetic process
Molecular function (GO): glutamate-cysteine ligase activity
Source: RefSeq, a predicted model, not a curated record
AUGUAGUUAUUCUGGGGUGAUGAAUUUGAAGGUAAUGUGAUAAAUUUGUAUGAUGAUUAGAAAUUAGCACUUUUGAGCCCUAAUACUAGUGGCUUAUUUCAAAGUUUAGGUGAAGAGCAAUAGAAGAAGUUGCCAUUUGUAAUAUUACCAGAAUUUGUUGCUUGGAUGAUUGAAUUGACUCCAAACAAACCUUAUCAAUGCAUGUGCUUCAAUUUCGAUCAGGUGUCAAUAAAUAUGAGAAAGAGAAUUCAAACACUCUAAAGCUAUCUACCACAUGGUUUAUCAUGA